This is a messenger RNA of Mycotypha africana, 378 nucleotides long. RefSeq lists its product as uncharacterized. The record is from RefSeq and is a predicted model, not a curated record. Lineage: Eukaryota; Fungi; Mucoromycota; Mucoromycetes; Mucorales; Mycotyphaceae. The annotation marks the transcript as partial. The transcript is spliced from 2 exons.
UGAACAAAGAAUAGCAACUUUGAUAUUUAUGCAUUUCUGGUUUUCAAUUUUUUUUCUUUUCGUCCCUUUUCUCCUGUCAAAGAAAAACUAUCCAAAAGGUGUAAAAUGGAAGAAUUCAUACAGCAUCAAAUAAAACUCAUUGAGACAGAGAGGCAAAUCGAUGUCGAGGAUACUUUGAAACUCUUAUCAUCUUAUACGCCGAUUCAAUUACAAAGAAAAGGUGUUGCAUUGAUCGGCUUGAAAGUGACAGGUAAGCAGAAUCCACCCGGAGCAUUACCUUCUACAAGCGUGCUAUUAGAAUGAAUCAUUCAAACUCAUGUUCAUAAUAGGAAUGAGAACUGGUUUGGGAGGCAAAAGUUGAUGUGGAACUAGCAAAUG